AUGGCUCGGUUUGAUAAUGAGGUACCGUCCAGGUAUGGUGGAGGACCUGGCCCAGGGGGGCCCGGUCGCGGCGGCAGUAGACAAGGUGGCCCGCCGGGAGCUCAAAGGGUGUACAAGCAGUCCAUGGCCCAGCGAGCCAGAACUAUGGCCCUGUACAAUCCAAUACCAGUUCGACAGAACUGCUUCACUGUCAACCGUUCCCUGUUCAUCUUCAGCGAGGACAACUUUGUGAGAAAAUACGCCAAAAAGAUCACCGAAUGGCCAUAUCCUUUUAAUGUCCUCACCAUUACAAGUCCCAGCAGCACCACACCUGCACAUCAAGGCCCUCUCCCAGUGGCCCGCGGAGGCCCGGGCGACACAUCCUCACAGGGGCUCCCGAGUCCUCUACAGACUGCCUCGAUAAUCCUGUCCACAAUCGGGUCGGAGUUUGACCUGCGGACCCUUCGUGCCGUGAGAGUGUUGAGACCCCUCAAACUGGUGUCUGGGAUUCCCAGCCUGCAGGUGGUGCUCAAGUCUAUCAUGAAGGCCAUGAUCCCUCUUCUGCAGAUUGGUCUGCUGCUCUUCUUUGCCAUUCUCAUGUUUGCCAUCAUAGGCCUUGAGUUUUACAUGGGGAAGUUCCAUACCACCUGCUUUGACAUCUACACAGAUGAGAUACGGGAAGAGUUUCCAUGUGGUACGGAGGCUCCAUCUCGUCUUUGCCCUAAUGGCACCACCUGUAAGCAGUACUGGCUCGGCCCGAACUAUGGCAUCACGCAGUUUGACAACAUCCUGUUCGCCAUCCUCACUGUCUUCCAGUGCAUCACCAUGGAGGGCUGGACUGACCUCCUCUACUAUAGCGACGACGCCUCCGGGGGCGCCUGGAACUGGAUGUACUUUAUCCCACUCAUCAUCAUCGGCUCCUUCUUCAUGCUCAACCUGGUGCUGGGUGUCCUGUCCGGGGAGUUUGCCAAAGAGAGGGAACGUGUGGAGAACAGGAGUGAGUUUCUGAAGUUGAGGAGACAGCAGCAGAUAGAGAGGGAGCUCAACGGCUACCUGGAGUGGAUCUGCAAAGCAGAAGAAGUUAUUCUGGCGGACGAAGACAAUGAAACGGAUGACCGGAUGCCCUUUGAUGCAGCGUCGCGGAGGAGGCCCACCCUCAAGAAGAACAAGAACGACCUCCUGAACCCUGAAGAGGCAGAAGGAGAUGCUCUAGGGUCCCCGUUCACCCGGGCCAGCCUGAAGAGCUCCAAGCUGGAGGGCUCCACCUUUGACAAGCGCGAGCGCCGGUUUCGCUUCUUCGUCCGCCACAUUGUCAAGACGCAGGCCUUCUACUGGUCCGUGCUCUGUCUGGUGGGCCUCAACACGCUGUGCGUGGCCGCCGUGCACUAUGACCAACCCGACGUCCUCUCCGACUUCCUCUACUUUGCCGAGUUCAUUUUCCUGGGCAUCUUCAUGUCAGAGAUGUGCAUCAAGAUGUAUGGAUUGGGGACACGCCCUUACUUUCACUCCUCCUUUAACUGCUUUGACUGCAUUGUCAUAUGUGGCAGCAUAUUCGAGGUCUUCUGGGCAAUGAUCCAGCCUGGCACCUCCUUUGGCAUCAGUGUGUUGCGCGCUCUCAGGUUAUUGAGGAUCUUCAAAGUGACCAAGUACUGGGCCUCCCUGAGGAACCUGGUGGUCUCCCUACUCAACUCCAUGAAGUCCAUCAUCAGCUUGCUCUUCCUGCUCUUUCUCUUCAUCGUGGUCUUUGCCCUUCUGGGCAUGCAGCUCUUCGGGGGCCAGUUUAACUUUGAAGCCGGCACUCCCCCUACCAACUUUGAUACCUUUCCUGCAGCAAUAAUGACAGUGUUCCAGAUCUUGACGGGAGAGGACUGGAACAUGGUGAUGUAUGAUGGCAUCGAGUCUCAGGGUGGAGUGAGGAAGGGGAUGGUCUUCUCUGUGUUCUUUAUAGUGCUCACGCUCUUUGGCAACUAUACCUUGCUCAAUGUAUUCUUGGCUAUCGCUGUGGACAAUCUGGCUAAUGCACAAGAGCUGACCAAGGAUGAGCAAGAGGAAGAGAAGCAGGCCAGUAAGAAAGCUGCCCUUCAGAAAGCCAAGGAGGUGGCUGAAGUGAGCCCCAUAUCUGCUGCCAAUCUCUCCAUAGCAGCAGUUACAGUAAGCACAGAGCGUCUCAACGCUUCUGAACACUUUCUGGACUGUAAGGAGAACCACUCAAAGUCAAACUCAAAGUCGGUGUGGGAGCAGCGGACCAAUGAGCUGCGCAGACAGACCCUGGUCAACAGCAGAGAGGCCCUUUACAAUGAGCUGGAGCCAGAGGACCGCUGGAAGGUGUCCUACUCCCGCCAUAUCCGGCCGGAUGGCAUGAAGACCCAUCUGGACAGACCGCUGGUGGUUGACCCCCAGGAAAACCGCAACAACAACACCAACAAGACUUGCGCUGGGGAGCGUGAGGCCGACCAGGAGGCCCGGCUCAGCCAGCAGUGCGCCGAGGAGAUCUUCCGCAAGCAGACGCGCCUCCACGAGCGGGCGGGGAGCACGGGAGGUGGGGAAGGAGGAGAGGGAGGUGGUGGAGGAGGAGUAGGAGGAGGAGAUGAAGGAGCCGAUCCCACAGAGUCCUCCUCACGGCGGAACCGCAAGGCAGGGGAGAGCGAGCACCACCAGGGCCAAAAUCACCACUCCACCCACGAGCACCAGCACCACCACCACCGCCCGUGCGGGAGCACGACCCACCUCGAGGGGGUGGCCGAGGAGAAGCCGCAUAGACGCAGCCACCAGCACCGCGAGCACCGGGGCCAGUGCACCCGCACCCGCGAUCCGGAGGCGAAGGGCACCGAGCAGCCACACCGGAAGCCCCGGGGCCACCGCCGCGCCCACGAGGACGAGGAGGGAGGAGGAGGAGGAGGAGAAGGAGGAGGAGGAGGAGGAGGAGGUGGACGCCGACACAGGAACAAGAACUCGGAAGCAGGGGGCAGUGUGGAAGGCGGGGAGCGCAAGCCCAGGAGGCAUCGCCAUAGCGCCGCCUCAGGCAGUGAGGGGGAGUGCAAGCGAGAGAGGGGAGAAAGGGUCCGCCAGCACAGAGCCAGGAAGGAGGGCAGUGGGCCCACUCUGUCCACCACGCGGCCCAUCCAGAAGACCCUGUCCCGGCAGGCCAGCGUAUACAGCGAGGACAUGGACAACGUGAUGAACAGCAAGCUGGUCACCCAGCCGCCCUCUGCCUCUGCCCGCAACCGUGGUGGCACCGUCACCGCCAACACCACCCCCCACGCCAGCAUCUAUAACCUGGCCAACAGCACCCACAGCCUCUACCAGCCGCCCCCUGGUCCGGAGGGCAGCCUCAUGCCCAGCCGAGCCACCAGCAUGGCCUACCUGACCUGCAUGGGCUACCCGCGGGCAGACCACACCAGUGUCGACAUGCCACCCAUGUUCCCCUCGCACAACGCCAUCCUGCAAAUCAAUAAAAAUGCAAACACUGAGCCCCUGCCCAAAAAGGAGGAUAAGAAUGAUGAUGACGAUGAUGACCCAAAAGACAGUGGUGGCCCCAGGCCUAUGCCCCCAUACAGCUCCAUGUUUGUACUGUCCACCACCAACCCGUUUCGGAGGUUGUGCCAUUACAUUGUUACACUGAAUUAUUUUGAAAUGACCAUCCUGCUGGUCAUCGCAAUGAGCAGUAUCGCCUUGGCUGCUGAAGACCCAGUCUGGCCCGACUCCCCCCGGAACAAUGUGCUGCGCUACUUUGACUAUGUCUUCACUGGAGUCUUCACCUUUGAGAUGCUGAUUAAGAUGGUGGAUUUGGGGCUGAUCCUGCACCAGGGCUCCUAUUUCCGUGACCUUUGGAACAUCCUGGACUUUAUAGUGGUUAGUGGUGCCCUGGUGGCCUUCGGCUUCACCAGCGGCGAAGGCCUCCUCCUGUUUCUCUGGUCACAGAACUACUUCAAAGACGCCUGGAACAUCUUUGACUGUGUGACAGUCGUCGGGAGCAUCACCGAUAUUCUAGUCACAGAGCUUGGGAAUAACUUCAUAAACCUGAGUUUUCUGCGGCUUUUCCGAGCUGCUCGACUCAUUAAACUGCUCAGGCAGGGCGAGACCAUUCGCAUCCUGCUCUGGACAUUUGUGCAGUCCUUUAAGGCUCUGCCGUACGUGUGCCUCCUCAUCGCCAUGCUGUUCUUCAUCUACGCCAUCAUUGGCAUGCAGCUGUUUGGGAACAUCGCUAUUGAGGAAGAUGGAGAUAGUGCCAUCAAUCAACACAACAACUUCAGGGCCUUCUUCCAGGCACUCAUGCUGCUCUUCAGGAGUGCUACAGGGGAGGCAUGGCAUGAGAUCAUGCUGGCUUGCCUGAGUGGGAAGAAGUGCGACCCGCUCUCAGGCAGCGAGGAGCACUUGGGGUGUGGCAGCGAGUUUGCCUACCUCUACUUCGUCUCCUUUAUCUUCCUCUGCUCCUUCCUGAUGCUGAAUCUGUUCGUGGCUGUCAUCAUGGAUAACUUUGAGUACCUCACACGAGACUCCUCCAUUCUGGGGCCUCACCAUUUGGACGAGUAUGUGAGGAUAUGGGCCGAGUAUGACCCUGCUGCCUGUGGCAGAAUCAGUUACACUGAUAUGUAUCAGAUGCUCAGGCAAAUGUCUCCGCCGUUAGGCCUGGGGAAGAAGUGCCCGGCACGGGUUGCAUACAAGAGACUGUUGCGGAUGGAUUUGCCGGUCGCCGAAGACAACUCUGUUCAUUUCAACUCCACCUUAAUGGCCUUAAUCCGCACGGCACUGGACAUCAAGAUCGCCAAGGUUACGGAAGGGGAGGACAAGCACCAGAUGGAUGCUGAGCUGAGGAAAGAGAUGAUGGCGAUUUGGCCCAACCUCUCGCAGAAGAUGUUGGACCUGCUGGUCACUCCACACAAGUCAGCGACAGACCUGACGGUGGGGAAGAUCUACGCGGCCAUGAUGAUCAUGGAGUACUACCGGCAGAGCAAAGCCAAGCGGGCCCAGGCGCAGGAGCAGAAUCGAACGACAUUAAUGUUUCAGCGUCUGGAGCCUCACUCCCCAACCCAGGAUGGUGGGCCGGGAGUCAAGGGCCUCCCUGAAUCCCAGCCGGAUGCUGUGGGCAAUAUGCCAAUGGAUGGGGGGAUGUCAGAGAGCCAGUCCUGGGUGACCGCGCGUGCUCAGGAGAUGUCUCAGAAGGCUGGCAGCUGGAGUCCCGAGGGGCAGCAUCCCGACGACAAACGAGACAGUAUGCACAACUCUCAGACGGUAGAGAUGAGAGAGAUGGGGCGGGAUGGUUACUCGGACAGUGAGCACUUUCUCCCAAUGGAAGGGCACGGGAGAGCUGCUUCCAUGCCCCGACUCCCGGCAGACAACCAACAGCAUCGAAGGAAAGGGAGGCCACGAGGGAAUAACCUCAGUACGAUCACAGAUAACAGCCCGAUGAAGCGUUCCGCCUCCUCGCUGGGGCACGGCCGGUGCGGGCGGAUGGGCCGGGGCGACGACUACACCCUGGACCAGGUCAUCCCCGAGGAGGGGCCGCGGCACGGUCACCGGCGCCGGGAGCGCAGCCACCGCGCCUCUGAGAGAUCCCUCAGCCGCUACACGGAUGCAGACACAGGGCUGGGAACAGACCUCAGCACCACCACGCAGUCAGGCGACCUGCCGCCCAAGGAGAAGGAGCGUGGCGAGAGGGACCGCGACCGCGGGCGAGCCAAGGACCGCAAGCACCACCACCACCACCACCACCACCACAGCUCGCUGGACAAGGAGCGCUACACGCCCGACCGGCCCGACUAUGGCCAUCGGCAGCCCCGUGAGCGCGACCACCGCUGGUCACGCUCGCCCAGUGAGGGCCGCGACUGUGGGCCUCAUCGGCAGGGCAGUAGUUCGGUGAGCGGGAGCCCCGUCCCCUCGACCUCGGGGACUAGCACCCCCCGCCGCGGGCGCCGGCAGCUCCCCCAGACCCCCGCCACGCCACGGCCCCAUGUCACCUACUCACCCGUGGUGCGCAAGCCCGGCAGUGGAGGAGGAGGAGGAGGAGGAGGAGGAGGAGGAGGAGGGACACCCCCGCAGCCCGUGCGCCAGUCCUCCACCACCACCCCACGCCGCUACUCCCCCUCGGGCUCCGGCGAGCCUCCUCCUCCUCCCCCCCCCCCAAGGGCCUCCUCACCACCACCACCAUCACCACCACCAGCAGCAGCAGCAGCAGCAGCAGCAGCAGCAGCCGCCCUCCCACCACGGCUCGCCCCGCCUGGGACGCCACGGCCCCCCUCCCUCCGGGCGCUGGGGCCCCCCGCCACCGGACGGUAGCCCGGAGGGCGACGGCUGCUUCUAUGAGGACGAGGCCGAGGACUACGACUACCGCGAGCGCCACGAGCCACCGGCCUAUGA
Molecule: messenger RNA, 6336 nt
Organism: Alosa sapidissima (American shad)
Lineage: Eukaryota; Metazoa; Chordata; Actinopteri; Clupeiformes; Clupeidae
Product: voltage-dependent P/Q-type calcium channel subunit alpha-1A-like
Exons: 43
Coding region: 1-6255 (2084 amino acids)
Biological process (GO): chemical synaptic transmission; calcium ion import across plasma membrane
Cellular component (GO): membrane; neuronal cell body; voltage-gated calcium channel complex
Molecular function (GO): calcium ion binding; high voltage-gated calcium channel activity
Source: RefSeq, a predicted model, not a curated record